AUGUCGUCCUCAAGCCCCACCCUUCGUCAGACGGAAGUCGUAGAUAUUGUCAUCACAAUCGUAGCGACCAUUGCCACAUCCUUCCGCUUGUAUGUUCGUGUGCGGCAAGGACGCCUGUGGAUAGAUGAUGCGUGGGCGACCCUCGGCAUGAUAUUCAACUUCACCCUAUUAGUUACCAUUUGUUUGUAUCUGCAAGACUACAGGAAACACUCAGAACGGAACGGACAAAGCGUGGACAGGUCGUGGAUUGACGAUGUCCAGGGCCUCCGUUUCUUCGAUCUCUCUUCUCGGGAGCCACUCGUCCACCUCCGGUCCCUCUCCCUGCCAUCUAACCAGGUACUGCGUACCCCUCCCUCUCCGUCUUUCAUCGACGAUCUUUUCGAUGAAGCACUCCACGUUUCCUUCGGCUGUAACGACUGCGCCCGGACGAAGUUGUUCGCGGUUGGGGAAUAG
This is a messenger RNA of Suillus clintonianus, 453 nucleotides long. RefSeq lists its product as uncharacterized. The transcript is spliced from 4 exons. Bases 1 to 453 code for a protein of 150 amino acids. The record is from RefSeq and is a predicted model, not a curated record. Lineage: Eukaryota; Fungi; Basidiomycota; Agaricomycetes; Boletales; Suillaceae.